Molecule: messenger RNA, 754 nt
Organism: Sitophilus oryzae (rice weevil)
Lineage: Eukaryota; Metazoa; Arthropoda; Insecta; Coleoptera; Curculionidae
Product: proclotting enzyme-like
Exons: 3
Coding region: 107-685 (192 amino acids)
Biological process (GO): proteolysis
Molecular function (GO): serine-type endopeptidase activity
Source: RefSeq, a predicted model, not a curated record
GACUCGUCUGUAUUUUCUCGUCCGUCAAACGUACAGCAUCGCCACAAAAUAUGUCAUUUUUACUCCUAAUAAGACAAUACACUAUUUUUUCUGGUAAAAUUUUAGUAUGACAUCAUGGGAUGUGGCUAAGCUGACUGUAAGACUCGGAGACCACAAUAUCAAGACUAACUCAGAAGUUAAUCACAUAGAAAAACGAGUUAAACGAGUUGUGAGACACAGGGGAUUUGAUUCCAGAACGCUGUACAACGAUAUAUCUAUAUUGACUUUGGACAGUCCAGUCCAAUUUUCGAAUGUGAUCAGACCAAUUUGCUUGCCCUCAGCAGGCGGUAGGGAUCUGGCAGGAUCUACAGGAACCGUCAUUGGAUGGGGCAGUAUUAGGGAAAGCGGUCCACAACCAGCCGUAUUACAAGAAGUAAACAUCCCAAUCUGGUCAAAUAGGGAUUGUAAACAAAAGUAUGGUGCUGCCGCCCCUGGAGGGAUUGUUGAGCACAUGGUGUGUGCCGGGCAAGCAAAUAGGGACUCCUGCAGCGGUGACAGUGGAGGUCCGCUAAUGGUCAAUCAUGGUAAAUGGACGCAAAUUGGCAUAGUGUCUUGGGGCAUUGGAUGCGGAAAAGGGCAAUAUCCUGGAGUAUAUACGAGGGUCCAGUCAUUCCUGCCAUGGAUAAUGAAGAAUUUAAAUAAGUGAAGUUUGGGGCGGUUUUGUGACAUAAAAUUUAUUUAUAUUAUUGUAUAGAAUCCGAAAAAAAAUGAAUAA